This is a messenger RNA of Fusarium sp. VM40, 1998 nucleotides long. Lineage: Eukaryota; Fungi; Ascomycota; Sordariomycetes; Hypocreales; Nectriaceae. The record is from the annotation of a GenBank genome assembly.
AUGAAUUUACAAGGAAACAAAACUGUCGAGGAGCUACAACGUCAGCUAGAAGCCGUUAACGCACGGAAUUCACAGCUCGAGCAGUUCGUGCAAAGUCAACUCAGAGGAGAUCCUGCAGUAUUGGAUCAAGUCGCCCAAAAUUUCCAGGCACCCUUUCAAAUCUCCAGCAAUGCCGUCUCAAAUUCACGAAGUAGUGGUCUCUCUCGUAGCAAGUCGACCAUCACAUACCCUACCCAAGUGAAGUCUGCCAUCACGGAACGACAUAUUGGCCUUCAGGCACAUAAGCGCGAGAGGAGAGCCUUUUCUCAACAGUCCAGCUCUGCCCUUCCCAUGAGCCGCAGUGUGUCAAAUCGUUCAGACUCGCACAUGCCUUUCUCACAAACUGGCAACCGCAUCGCUCCUUUGAGUGCUUCCAUGGACCGAUUCAGCUCUCCUCAAAAUGAGUCAACUAGCCUACCCCUCGAGGGCGCAUCAAAUCAACUACCUAGUGUUCAGGAGAACCAGCCUCUACUCAACAUCGGCAUGGACCCCGAAGAUUUCCUAAAACAGUGCCCCGAGCCGUGGGUUGGCCCUCAGCACUACGACACAACCUACUCGGGACUCGCUUACAACCUGGCGCCCGACAACUCGUUCUCUAGCCUUUCAAAUGCUCCCUGCAGUUACCCCAUGUCUUCGGCCUGCCCCUCCAUGAUCUCGGGUCCCUCUGCUGCCGAGGCUGGAAGCCCUCUGACCCGACAGAACAGCUCUUUCGACAACUACGGCAUUGGCAUGGAGCGCAUGGAAUCAUCUCAAUCUCAGGCUGAUGCGCUCUAUGUCUCUGAUCUUUCCCCCGAUCCCGCCAGCAUGUACCCCACCGGCAAGCAGUACACUUCUGAGCAUGACCUGUUCGGUCUCGGCGCCAAUCUCUCUCCCGCCAAUGUCCAACAGUACAUCGACGCCCAUGGAAACACUUUGAUGACAUCGCCAGAAUCUACCGACAUGGAGCGCUCUUGCUCCAACACCAGCAUGUCCAGUGUUCGAUCAAAUGCCUCCAACCUUGAACGUCGAGCAAAGGAAGCUCGUGAGCGUGUCCUUCAAGCUGCCAAGACCAUCCAACUCGCCCCGAAGCCGAAGGAUGAACUUGCCAGGAACGAAGCCAACUUGAACACUGCCAACAAAGAGCCUAAAUUGCCUGUCAACAAGAGCAACUACCAGCGCCCCAAGCACCCCAAGGUCUACUGCACUCAGUGCACUGAGCACCCUGACGGCUUCCGAGGUGACCAUGAGCUUCGCCGACAUGUCAACGCCAAGCACGAGGGCACUGUCAAGAAGUUUGUCUGCCGUGAUCCUGCGACCGUCGGCAUCGAGACCGGUGUCAAGGCUGUCAACCCCUUGUCCAAGUGCAAGGCAUGCAUCUCUGGGAAAGAGUAUGGUGCUUACUACAACGCCGCUGCGCAUCUACGACGUACUCAUUUCAAGCCCAAGACUCCCCGCGGCAAGAAGGGUGCUAACUCUGAUGAGAAGCGUGGUGGUAAGGGUGGAGGUGAUUGGCCCCCCAUGUCCGAGUUAAAGGCCUGGUUCGUCGAGAAGAAGGUCAAAGUUGACUUCAACGAUUCUCCCAUGCCUGAUCAAGAUGAUGCCGACGACAUGGUUGAUGGUGAGACUGAAGGUUCAAUGCCUCCCCAAAUGGACAUGUUCCAAGGCAUUGGUAGCAACAUGAGCCCAUAUCAUAUGGAGACUGGUUAUGAUCUUGCCGUCGACGGUGCCGCCGACCCCGCUAUGAUGGCUAGUGUCAAUGGCGAACUUGGUAUUCCCGCUCCCAUCUCAUCUGCCUCCGGCAACUUUGGUUACGCAACCUUCAAUGGCUCACCCAUGGGGCUCACUGAUAACUAUGCUUUUUCCGAGCAUGCCAAUUCCGCCUAUGGCUCUGCCCUCUCAUCCUCUAACACCAUCACUCCGGCUACUUUUCAAGACAUGUCUCAUUUGAGCAUGCAUGACACUGCUCUAUGGGCCGCUUGA